This is a messenger RNA of Lacerta agilis (Sand lizard), 489 nucleotides long. RefSeq names its product lymphoid-restricted membrane protein-like. Gene Ontology annotation, biological process: spindle localization; chromosome localization to nuclear envelope involved in homologous chromosome segregation; spindle assembly. The transcript is spliced from 5 exons. Lineage: Eukaryota; Metazoa; Chordata; Lepidosauria; Squamata; Lacertidae. The record is from RefSeq and is a predicted model, not a curated record. Bases 1 to 489 code for a protein of 162 amino acids. Gene Ontology annotation, cellular component: meiotic nuclear membrane microtubule tethering complex; lateral element; chromosome, telomeric region. Gene Ontology annotation, molecular function: dynein complex binding.
AUGAAUUACACAUCAAGUACUUCUUCUCAAGGCAUGCUGUUAUCAGGAAAUGCCAGCUCUUCAGGUGAUGAAUUUGUAGCGAACAACAUGUCACUCUUUGCUAAUUACUUGGAAGAUGAUUUAAUCAACAUUGCUUUUGAAGUUUGCAGUACUAAAGAAACAGAAGGUGUACCUGCAUAUGAUUUUAUAAAGUAUUUGGAGGAUAUGACUGGGCAUAGCCUUGAGAAUGGUAAAAUGCUCACGCUCUACAACAUGCUGGACCCAAAAAGGCAAAAUGUUCUUGUUGACAGAGAAACAUUUCAUGAAACUAUGAAAGAAUGGAUAGCCAUAUGCUGUCAAGAUUUCAUUUCAGAAACAGAAGUUGACAAGUUUACCACUACCACUAACAGAAAUUUGCAUUGCAAUGAUAUGAUGUCCUUCUUAUCUGAUGAGGAUGCUGACAUAUAUGAAGGAAAACCUGGAGAUUCUGAAGUGGACAUUUCCAAGUAA